AGGUACAGAUAUGGUGGUAGUAGAAUUGCGUUUUAAAUUGAACCCUCUGUGUUAUUUUAACAAAAAUAUUGACCAUUACCCUGUUUACAGUUUUUUUGCAAGGAGAUAAAUUUUUCUGUUGAAUGAGUAAUUCAACUGUUUAUUGUUGCCAGUAUUUGUGUGUGAGAGAGAGAGAGAGAGUCGCUGUGUUCGCCAGCCGAAAUGCACAUCUGUGGAAAUUAAUGCUCAUAAGUUUUCUUUGUGCAGUAUUCUUCUAGACUUGACAGGGACAGGUUAAUGGGUAUGAAUGAUAGCAGUGAGAGUCGUGAAGUUAGACCAAAAUGUAUAUUGUAAAAACAUUUUAAAAGUAAACAAGAAUGUUCAGAAGACAAUUCAAAGCAAGGAACAUUAUAGAAUUCUUUGAGCUGAUUAUGUCACGUCCUGAAGACGAACACAGUGAUAUUGGUGACGUCAGUGCCAAAACUGAAGAUUUUGCUGAAGACAGUGAUCAAGAUACAAGUUCCUGAGACAUUUCCUGAAAGUGAAAUAGAAAAUAUAUAGUGAUAAUAAUUGCAGUGGUGAAAGUGAUGAGCUGCUGUGAUCACUGGUUAAUAGUUGGUGGAAAACGUGUUACAGUUCUAUAAAAUCAUAUUUCAUACCAGUUUCUAUUCAACACUCAAGGAGAAUUUUUUCAAACCUGUAACUUUGGAUGAAAUUAUAGUGUUUUUACGUAUAAAGUUACUGGUGGGAAUAAAGUGACCACACAGUAUUAUAUGCUUACUAAUGAUAUCAGUUUGAGUUAGUUUCUCAUAUUCAUAAAAUGAAACGGACAAAAAAUCAAAAUAAAGUUGGACCUGAAGAAGCUAGGAUGGAUUCUGAGCUGUCUGAGAAAACUGAUUGUGAUGAUACCACGGCCAGCAGCAGUUUACCACAGGAAAACGUUUGCUACCAUUUGCGAAAUCGACCAAUUUUUUAUUUCAAUAACUGUGGGAAACAUGAUGAAUCUAUAUAUAUUUCACAUGAAGAGAAUGUCUCGUCAAUACGCGGAACAGGUUAUACUGAAAGCAAGAAUUUUAAAGGCUGGCCUCAAAUCAAUGUUAAUACCUUUAGCCAAGAACUACAAACAUUAUCAAAAAAUACGGGACGUUUUAUAAGUGAACCGACUAUUAUGAGACUUCCAAAUGAAAUGCUAACUAUGAUCUUCUCUUACUUUGAUGUGCGGGAGUUGAGCACUGCAGUUGCGCCGGUUUGUAAACAUUGGUACACUGUUGCUCACAGUUCUGUCCUGUGGCGAAAACUCUGUUUUAAUGGGGAUGGAAUAUCCACAGAGAAAGCCAAAUGUCUACUUACAAAAUCCCCUCUUCUGUCUGAGUUGAUCAUCUCAUGUAGGGACGACGUGGAUGAAUUAUUGUGUCAGUUAUGUAGAACUAAUCAACAUGUUCAAUCAGUGGCUAUAAAGCGAUGUACUAACUCAGAAGUUGUGAACUCUUGGGAUUGGCCAUUAUUGCGAGCGAGAUAUUUGAAUAGGCUGAUCAAGUGUUGUCCAAAAAUAAGAACCCUCAAACUAAACGAGUUAUGUAUUCGCAGUGACAAGUUUUUUCAUGACCUUGGCCUCUUGCUGCCCAACCUCACUUGCCUCCAUUUAAGCCUCAACCACUUUCUGAAACCGAAGCACAUCAAGAAUAUCGCCACAAAGUGUUGCAGUCUCGCUCGACUUUGGCUCAGCGGAGAAUGUUGCUGUGGUCGGAAGGAAGAGUGGGAGAAUGCGUACCAGACUUUGUUCCGGCAACGCUGGAAAACUCUCACGCACCUCCAGUUUGAUGCCUCUAAAUUGACAGAUGAUGUGUUCAAGGAUCUUUCGCUCUGUGUCAACCUGAGGUCUCUUCAUAUUCAUAAGGCGACGUACCUUUUCUGCGUUGGUCUGACUGCUGUUGGUACUCUGCCAAAUCUAAUAUCUCUGCGACUACACAAAGCGAAUCAUUUGUGUUCUACUACAUUACUGUCCUUGUUCCAAAAUAGGAACUUGGGAAUUUUAGUGUAUUUGAGUCUUGCGGGAUGCACCUGUAUCAACGAUGAUUGCGCAGCAAUUAUCGCGUUACAUUGUUCACAGAUUCAUUUGCUCUCCCUUGCUCUUAUUGAAGGCAUCACGGACAAGGGUAUCGAGACGAUCGUGAAACACUGUUCUUCUCUGCACUACCUUGACAUAUACUGUAUGAAAAAUGUUACUGGAACAUCAUUUUCUUAUAUUUCACAGUAUGCUCAUGAUUUAAAUUUUCUUGUUGUUGAAAACGUCUGUAAUAAUGAGAAAGAGGCAAAUUUAAAGGCGUUGUCAGCGCUGAACUCGAAUCUGAAAGUCCAUCGUAGAAACAUGUGGAAGACGGGUGGAAUAUAUGGGUGCAGGCUACUUCAAUAAAUUGCUAGAAGCGGCGCGUGCGGGAUAAUCGAGACUCCCGAGAUGGACGGAGUGGUGGGCAAAAAGAAAUUACACAGAUUUGAUCUGGAACAGAUAAGAAUAUGUUUAUAUACCUUCUACUUAUUUCUGAGUACGAAGUGAACGUAACUGCUAACGUUUUGUGUGUUCACUUUAUGAAUCUUGCUGAAAAGCAUCCCAAGUGAAAGGACAUGAGAAGUUACUGAAAUAAUAAAAGAUUACCCCCCAAAUCGUUUACUACUGAGAAUAGAUUGGUCUUUAUAUUUUAGCAUUUUUCAUCUUAUCAAGUACAGAAACCUGCAGGCAAAACUUGAAGAGAUUUAGAUGCGUGGCCAGGGUUGUAUUAAUCCCUUACGUAUUAUUAUAAUCGGUACGGUUGUCAGCCAUGUUUAAAUUGUUAUUUUGUUAAAAGUAUCUGGAAGAAGAUUUUGUUGAGUGUCAUGAGGUAGAUAUUCAGCCCUUAAUAUGAGUUACUGAAAUCAUUUUACGUAGUCCUUUAAUACUCUGGUUUACCACUUUUUCAGAAUAACUGUAUGAAAAAUUGAUGUGUGUUAUUAGUUACUUAAUAUUAUUCUUAACGUUAAAAUAAGCUUGGCACAAAUAAAUAUAAAAGAGAUUUGUAUGUAGGUUUAUUUAGUGUAUAAAUGGAGGCUUUAAAUACAAGUUCACAUUUUUUAAUUCAAUUACUUUCUGAAUUUCGCAGUUCAGAGAACCAUUCAAUUGAACCUGAAAACAAAUCUGUUUCCUAUUUAUUUUGUGUCAAGCUUAUUUUAACGUUAAGAAUAAUAUUAAGUAACUAAUAAUGUAUAUCAAUUUUGAAACAUUUGCGCUGGAAAGUGGUAAAUCAGAGUAUUAAAGAACCAAUUAAAUGACUGCGUGAUAAUUAAAGUAUUCUGCUAAAUUGUGUUACUCGAAAUGAGCAGACUACGCGAUUAAAUUUUCUGCGUAGUCUUGAAAAUUAAUCAGACAGAUUUGGUGUGUCUUGCAGCUUGUGAGCAUCUCAUCCAUGUAUUCAUUAUCCAUUUCAUUGCUUCAGAUGUCUUAAUUUAUUGGAAGAGUACAUGAAUGGGUGUUGCGGCUGUGCAUAAAUCAACGUUUGUUGAUUAUUAAAUCGUAACAUUCUCCUUUAAUUUCAUUUCUCUACACUCUUUGAGAGUUAAAUAUUAUUUCCAAGUGCCAACACCUAUUAGUUGAGAUAAAAUUAGAGGUUAGUUUUAUUUUACUUAUGUUCUAUGGCCUGUAUUUAUUUCACUUUUGUGUUAACUGUUGCAUUUUAUUACGCGUUUUCUAGUAAAAUUCACUGACCGCAAAAUUAAAUACAAUUAACAUUUUAUAAUUUAUUUCGAAUGUCUUUAUAGCCCCUUGUAAUGCAAACAGUCAUCUACUGGCCAGUCAUUCAUAUUUUGCUCACAUCUCAUUUAAUGCUAUACAAAGUAUUAUUAAGUGUCACUAAAUUCAUUUCUGUAGGCAAGAGUGCUGUAAUUCAGUCUCAUAUAAGAUAAUAUACAAAUCCCCCACAGAAAAAUAGGUCUGUACCCCCACGGGACCCCAAAAUACAGUGUAUUUUCGAACCACUACUGGCACUCCAAAAUCUGAACUGGUCUCGGCAUUUAGACGUCUGACUUGGCAAAGAGCACAGCAGUGAUGUUUCGGACAAAUGGCUUCCCUCAUGUCCCAUUACCAUUGCUCAAGUCUGCCAAAAUUUCUCCAGAAAACUGAUUAGAAGUAAUGAUUUUGCGCGAGCUGCUACAAGAGUUGUCAUACAGUGCUAGCUCUUAAUCUGGCGUUUUUAGCUCCCCUACAUCCGAGUUGUAGGCCCAAUGAGGUUCCUUGCGAUGAUUUUGCCGUUAUAUCGUAUUAGCUCGUGAAGGCUGUGUGAUGGGCUAGUGUUCCCAUUAUGUAGUUUGCCUUUCGCUAAAAUCUGUUAACGUAAACGCAUCCUAAGUUAUAGUGAAAAGGCUCUGUUACCUACUUUGUGUUUAUGGGUACCUGCUUUGACGAUCAGUCUCGAUACCAGCUGUCCUGCCUUGCGUUUCUCAUGGUUUCCCCAGGCAAGUGCUGGGAUACUACACAAAAAUGACCCCCACUGCUUCAAUCUCAAACAACCCAUUACCAUUACUAAUAAUUUUGCCAUUGCAUAAUUUCCGUAAUUGCAAUGAUUGCCGACUUUGAUUCUUGAUACGCUUGCAUCAACCGUUGCUGUUCAUCAUUUCUCUCCUUGAUGUGUACUUCCAAAUCAUCGAGUCGUUGCUCAGUGGGAAACUGAUUUGUAAAGCCUGUCAGUGGCUCAAUACCCAGAGCAUCACAAACCAGUUUUUCCUUCCUUUGCAGAUCUGCUAAUCUGCAUGCACGCGACUCUUUGAUUUGGCAAUAUUCGUCUAAGUUGUAUCGCAGAGUCCUUUCAACAUUGCACAAUGGCAGAUUUUCACAACCAGUUACAGGAUUCGCCAUGUUCAGAUCCAUGCUCAAUUCUGAUAUCUGUUUCAGAUGCUGUUCUAUCUUUGUUAUAAGUAAGUUCCUGUUCCUCUUCUACCAUUUCAUCAAACAAGUCAUGCACAUGCUGCUUUACUACCUCACAUCUCUGCUGUAUAUUUAAAUCGUCAUACCCACAAUAUCCCCAAAUCACUGCAAAUUUGCCCAUAUACAUUGUUACAGUGUUAUUAAUCGCUGUCCUUACAUCGUCAUAGUAAGUAGAAGGAAUAAAACUGACCAUGUUUAUGAUGUACAUGUAAAUACACAACACAAUAUAUGAGUAAAAAUCUUCAAACAAA
Molecule: messenger RNA, 5181 nt
Organism: Zootermopsis nevadensis
Lineage: Eukaryota; Metazoa; Arthropoda; Insecta; Blattodea; Termopsidae
Biological process (GO): SCF-dependent proteasomal ubiquitin-dependent protein catabolic process
Cellular component (GO): SCF ubiquitin ligase complex
Molecular function (GO): protein binding
Source: RefSeq, a predicted model, not a curated record